Molecule: messenger RNA, 558 nt
Organism: Guillardia theta CCMP2712
Lineage: Eukaryota; Cryptophyceae; Pyrenomonadales; Geminigeraceae
Exons: 2
Molecular function (GO): protein binding
Source: RefSeq, a predicted model, not a curated record
GUUGCGGACAGCGGGAACCAUGCGAUACGGAAGGUGGAUAUUGUCAGCGGUUACAUGAGCACGCUGGCAGGGAGUGGGACUGCCGGGUAUAACGAUGCGGUUGGAGUACUUGCUCAAUUCAACAAACCCACGGCGGGCUACCCGCUCGGAUUGGAUGUCUUCGGUCCAAAGCUGUACAUCGCCUUCGAGUCGGACCACCAGAUCCAGCAGGCGGACUGGACUACCCCGACUCCCACCCUGAGCGUGCUAGCGGGGGAUGGGACGAACGGCCUGGUCGACAAUGUCAAUGGGGCAGCGGCGAAGUUCUACAACCCUACGGGGGUGGCGGUGGACUUUGCCGGGCAGUCCCUCCUCGUUGCGGACAGCCGCGACCACACGAUCCGCAUCAUCGACCUCUCCUCCACGGCGGUCUCGACGCUGGUGGGUACCGGGGUGGCGGGUGGGGAGGACAGCAUCGACCCGAACUCCGCGACGCUGUCGCUCCCGUUUGGGGUUUCGGUGACAAGGGACGGGAGGUGGGGGCUCGUUUCAGACCAGGGCAACAGCGGGAUCCGGCGG